UGAUCGGCGUACUCGGCCGUGUCCAGGAGUCACACUUGCUCUCUUCAACCACCACUAUUGAGAAUGAAGUCCUACGAUUUCUGCGUCCAUGCCGUCUCGUUGGAGGGAAAAUCACAGUCUCUUGAUUCUUUCAGGCCAUCUGCCAUCGGCUAGGACCUGUCCAGGGCAGGGACAAUCAAUACCUGCACUUGAAUGGACUGAAAAACCUCCACUUUUUCUUCUCCUCGUCCCCUGCCUAUCAUGGCUAUGCUCUUAGCGCCUUACAACGACGCGAUGCGCCUUGGAAUGGGGUUCAACUCGUUCACCCAGCAGCUCUGCAUCAACGAUGCGGUUAGACUGGAGGGUGGUGGGCGCACACCCGCGACCGAGCGGAAUCUGCGUCCCCAAUACAAGUUUGGGCAGAUGACCGGAGUCGACGGAGGGAAUGUGGAUAUCAGCCAAGACGUUACUUGGACUGCCAAAUUUGUGGAUAGGAUUAGCGAGAUCACGGACAGUUUGAACGUCAGCGGCUCCCUUCAGAUCAAGUGUGAUGCAGUCGGAGGUGGUGGAAAGGCAUCAGCCUCGUUCAUCGACACGAACAAAUUCAAAGAGAGCGACAUCAAUUACUUUAUUCAAGUUCGAGUGACAAACCAACGGCUUACCGCGCCCGACCUUACCGACUUUGACCCUAUACAAUACCUUCCUGCGUCCGAGUUCAACCGAGUGUAUGGAGACUCCUUCAUCUCGGGCUUCACUGAAGGCGGCGAGUUCAAUGCGCUCAUUUCCAUCAAGCUCAAAGAUCGCUCUAAAGCGAAGGAGAUCAAAGGUGACCUUGAGGUUAACAUGAACUUUACGGCCGUCUCGGUGUCCGGGAAAGGUGCCCUGGCCAAGACGGACGCGAGCAAGGAGAUGCAGGGCGAAACCACGAUCGCUGUGUCCUGGAAAGGUGGAGGAGAUAUCAAGGAUGCCACAGUGAUGGACUGGACGCUAGAAUCACUGAAGAGCGUGGCGAUGGAGUUUCCAGAACACGUCAUGGCCUGUCCGAUGAGAACAAACGCCAUCCUCACCAAGUACACAAGCCUGAAGAGCUUCUAUCAGAAGAGCAUCAAAGGCUCGCCGUUGGACUAUGAGAAUGCUGGUGUCUACUCUUCUGCUCUGCUCGAUGCUUACAUGGACUACAAAGUCAUGUGGCGGAAUAUACAACAAGCUGCGUGGGAGGUUGAGCAAGGCCAAUCUACAUUGGUUGCCAAGGAGCACGUCGAAGAGUUCAAUGAGCUCAAAGGCGAGGCCAAGGCCAACUUCGACGCUCAAAUGGUUGUCUACAAGAAGAAAGUAGCCGAGUUUGAGCUGAAACGGGGCUCAAACCUGCUCACCGGGAACCCAGCAUGCGUUUCUCCUCCCCCGAUUGUUCCACCUGCUGUGCCUGUCGCUACCCCACCAGCUGUCGACAGCACGGGCGCUGUCGCUGUAUCUUCGGUCAGUCAACCAGUGCCCCCAGCAGCCCAGCCUUUGUCGCCUCCAGUGGUUCAGCCAACGGCUCCAGUUGCUCAGCCAGCGGCUCCAGUUGUUCCGUAUUCGCCCCCGGCCCUGGCAGAACUGGAGGCUGCGGAGCCUCUGCCACCCAACGACCUCACUCCAUACAGGGGCAGCCUGUUCGGCUUGGACAAGGCUCGGAGAGACUGCCGCUUCGAGAUGAUCAAGAUCGUGCGAGAAGUAGAUGCCGUCGCUGACGAUCCAAAAGUCGCUUGUGACCCAAUGCGAUCUUGGCAGUAUCUCAGUCCAGCGGUGUUCAGGAUGUUGCUUCCGACUGUUCGGAACUUUGACCGAGAGCGAGCUGCGGAACAGGCCUCUGAAGCUGCAAAGAAGGCGAAAGCCGAGAAAGAGGCUCAUCAGCUGGCCAUGGCCACCAACUUGACGGCAUCCAAGGACAAAGUCACUUUGCUUGAGGGUCAGAGCAAAGAGCUACAGAGCACCAAGGAAGAACUCGAAAAACAGCUCGAAGAGCUACAAAAAGCGCACGAAACUCUGAAGAAGACCUAUGAUGCCUUGAAGCAGGGACUCAACCCUUGGGAUGGCUGGGCCCCAGUGACAGUCCGAACAUACGUCAGGAUACGCAGUAUGUGGACCAAGAAGUGUUUGGACUACUUUUAUUCGGACGGCAAUGGGUCCUUGGAGCUCUUCCAGCACGAAGCCAAUACGGGACAUAACCAGCGGUUCCAAAUAAAUGCCGUCGGACCUCGUGCCUUCUCGAUAAAACACGUCACUUCUGGGCAUUUUGUGACGACGGGAAAGAAGGUGUCCUAUGGGGUCUAUUUCACCAUGGGCGAAUGUCCGUCGUUCUUCACCUUCGAGGCCAUGAAUGACAAGGACGGCAAGUGGACUGGAGCAUGCAUGGUGCAUAUCGCCGAGAUGCCGGACCAUACAUUCAAUGUAGAGGGUGGCGCGUCCCACGACGGUGCAAAGAUCAUCGGCUGGAACGGCAGUCCCAAGUCGGACAAUGACAAGUGGUACAUCAAAGACUUUGAUGACCUGAGCAUUUGAGCGCUGGGCUCGCGCUACUAUAAAUUGUAAUUCUCUGGUUCAGGGUCAGUAGAGUACAUACUUAAUUCCUUUGGUUGAUCGAAAUUGGAAUUCUGAACGACGGGAGUGCAUCAGGUGGCUGUGUCGUGUCGUGUACUGUACUGGACUCGACACGUCCUCAUCUUUCCCCUCAUUUCAUUUCCUCCUUCAUGGAUUUCCUUCAUUCACAGCUAUCCAAGGUUGAGCACCAGCUCCUAUUCGUCAAAACGGACCCCAUUGACUGGAAGCUCUACGUCCAAACGAUUUCGUGGGCUGUGACGUUAUUCGAAUCGUAUCUCCUAAUCCGCCAAUACCCGCUGUACUCUAAGACAGAACCCCCGGCCGCACUCGCGAAACAUAUCAGCGCCUCCGAUUUCGAAAAGUCGCAGAAGUAUGGCAAGGACAAAGCCAAAUUCGCUCUCGUCUCGGGACUGUAUAAGCAGGUCCUCGACUCGUUGAUGAUACAGCUUGGAUUCUAUGCAUGGUGCUGGAGCUCCGCGGGCUCGUUAAUGUCGCGGUUCGGGUACGGUUCUGAAUAUGAGAUCACUCAGUCCAUUGGCUUCGUGUUUCUCCUGCUGCUUGUAUCGUCGCUCCCUACUAUUCCCUUGUCGGUCUACAGCACCUUCGUUUUGGAGGAAAAGUACGGCUUCAACAAGACUACCCCCGCUCUCUUUGUCACGGACUUGCUCAAGGGAUGGGCCAUCGGCGGAGUGCUGGCUGCGCCGUUCCUCUGGGCGUUCUUGCGCAUCUUCAACUGGGCUGGAGACCGGUUCGUGCCAUGGCUCAUGGCAUUCAUGCUCUCCUUCCAGAUGGUGAUGGUCAUCGUCUACCCGAUGGUGAUCCAACCGCUGUUCAACAAACUGUCCCCCCUCGCAGAUGGGGAGUUGCGCACUCGCAUCGAAGGUUUGGCCAGCAAACUCAAGUUCCCUCUCACCCACUUGUAUGAGAUCGACGGUUCGAAGCGUAGCUCGCACAGUAACGCGUAUUUCUUCGGUCUGCCCUGGAGCAAACACAUCGUCAUCUUCGACACGCUCAUCCAACAAAGUCAGCCUGAGGAAGUGGAGGCCGUGCUUGCACACGAGCUGGGCCACUGGUACUACGUCCACCCUACCAAGAUGCUCGCCAUCUCGCAGCUGCACAUUUUCACCAUCUUCGCGCUGUUCCCGGCGUUCCUGCACGCUCCGCCUCUUCUGACAUCGUUCGACUUUCCCAAAGGCGUGGCUGCGCAGCCGCCGACCAUCGUCGCGUUCCUGCUUUUCCAGAUGAUCCUGACUCCCCUAGAGGCGUUCGUGUCGAUGGGCAUGCACGCAGUGAGCCGCCACUUCGAGUACGAAGCCGACCGUUUCGCGUGCGAGCUCAAGCACAAACUCGACGACGAGAAGAUGGGCGACAUGGGCGACCGUCUCGGCCGCGCUCUCAUUGCCAUCCACAUCAAAAACCUGUCGACGGUCUGGGUAGAUUGGCUUUACUCGGCAUACCACCACUCACACCCGACGCUCACUGAGCGCCUGCGGGCUCUGGAAUCAUUCCAGAGCGGCCCCGAGAAGAAGAAAAACUAAUGGCCGAGUCCAAGUGUAGCUACAACCAGUUUGUACUGUACAUGGAGUCUUGGAGAAAAGCAUUCUCGCUAUCUCA
Molecule: messenger RNA, 4173 nt
Organism: Mycena citricolor
Lineage: Eukaryota; Fungi; Basidiomycota; Agaricomycetes; Agaricales; Mycenaceae
Source: the annotation of a GenBank genome assembly